AUGUUCCUGUACAAUAUAACACUGCAGAGGGCCACCGGCAUCAGCUUCGCCAUCCAUGGAAACUUCUCAGGAACCAAAUUACAAGAGAUUGUUGUUUCCCGGGGGAAGAUCCUGGAGUUACUCAGACCCGAUGCCAACACAGGAAAAGUCCACACCUUGCUGACGGUGGAAGUGUUUGGGGUCAUCCGCUCCCUCAUGGCCUUCCGCCUGACUGGAGGCACGAAGGAUUAUAUUGUGGUGGGCAGUGACUCGGGCCGUAUCAUCAUUCUGGAGUAUCACCCCUCCAAGAACAUGUUUGAGAAGAUCCACCAGGAAACCUUUGGGAAGAGCGGUUGUCGGAGGAUCGUCCCCGGGCAGUUUCUGGCUGUGGACCCCAAGGGCCGAGCCGUCAUGAUCAGUGCCAUCGAGAAGCAAAAACUGGUGUACAUCCUGAACAGAGACGCAGCUGCCCGUCUAACCAUCUCCUCCCCGCUGGAGGCUCAUAAGGCCAACACUCUUGUGUAUCAUGUGGUGGGAGUAGACGUGGGCUUUGAGAACCCCAUGUUUGCCUGUCUGGAAAUGGACUAUGAGGAAGCUGAUAAUGACCCAACUGGAGAGGCAGCCGCUAACACCCAGCAGACACUGACCUUCUAUGAGCUGGAUCUGGGUCUGAACCACGUAGUGCGCAAAUACAGCGAGCCUUUGGAGGAGCAUGGCAACUUCCUGAUCACAGUUCCUGGAGGCUCAGAUGGUCCCAGUGGGGUGCUCAUCUGCUCCGAAAACUACAUUACCUACAAGAACUUUGGAGACCAGCCAGAUAUUCGUUGUCCCAUCCCAAGAAGGCGGAAUGAUCUGGACGAUCCAGAACGGGGAAUGAUCUUUGUUUGCUCGGCUACACAUAAAACCAAAUCCAUGUUUUUCUUCCUGGCUCAGACAGAGCAGGGGGACAUAUUUAAGAUCACACUGGAGACUGAUGAGGACAUGGUCACAGAAAUCCGUCUGAAAUACUUUGAUACCGUUCCAGUGGCUGCAGCAAUGUGUGUCUUGAAGACCGGUUUUCUCUUUGUAGCUUCGGAAAUUCGGGAACCAUUAUCUCUACCAGAUUGCACAUCUGGGUGACGAUGAUGAGGAACCGGAGUUCUCCUCAGCAAUGCCCUUAGAAGAGGGAGACACCUUUUUCUUCCAGCCCCGCCCACUGAAGAACCUGGUGCUGGUAGAUGAGCAGGACAGUCUCUCCCCCAUCAUGAGCUGCCAGAUUGCUGACUUGGCCAAUGAAGACACUCCUCAGCUGUAUGUAGCCUGUGGCCGUGGUCCUCGUUCUUCUCUCAGGGUCCUGAGGCACGGGCUUGAGGUGUCUGAAAUGGCCGUCUCAGAGCUGCCCGGUAAUCCCAACGCUGUAUGGACCGUUAGACGACACAUUGAAGAUGAGUACGAUGCAUAUAUCAUAGUAUCCUUCGUUAACGCCACACUGGUACUUUCUAUCGGUGAGACUGUAGAAGAAGUGACGGACUCCGGAUUUCUCGGGACGACCCCAACUCUGUCCUGCUCUCUGCUGGGGGAGGAUGCCUUGGUGCAGGUGUAUCCUGACGGAAUCCGUCACAUCCGUGCAGACAAGAGAGUCAAUGAGUGGAAGACUCCGGGGAAAAAGAUGAUUGUGAAGUGUGCGGUCAACCAGCGGCAGGUGGUGAUUGCCCUGACCGGAGGGGAGCUCGUCUACUUUGAGAUGGACCCCUCAGGGCAGCUGAAUGAGUACACAGAGCGGAAGGAGAUGUCUGCCGAUGUGGUGUGUAUGAGUCUGGCCAAUGUGCCACCAGGGGAGCAGCGAUCGCGCUUCUUGGCUGUUGGUCUUAUAGAUAACACGGUCCGGAUAAUUUCUCUGGACCCUUCGGACUGUCUGCAGCCUCUCAGUAUGCAGGCUCUCCCUGCCCAGCCCGAGGCCCUCUGUAUAGUGGAGAUGGGAGGUGCAGAGAGACAAGAUGAGCUGGGAGAACGAGGCUCCAUUGGCUUUCUCUACCUUAACAUAGGACUUCAGAACGGAGUACUGCUAAGAACCGUGUUAGACCCGGUAACAGGAGACUUGUCUGAUACCAGGACCCGGUAACUUGGGGUCACGGCCUGUCAAACUUUUCCGAGUCAGGAUGCAAGGUCAGGAGGCGGUGCUCGCCAUGUCCAGUCGCUCCUGGCUCAGCUAUUCUUACCAGUCCCGCUUUCACCUGACACCGCUGUCCUAUGAGACUCUGGAAUACGCAUCUGGCUUUGCGUCUGAACAAUGUCCGGAGGGUAUUGUAGCAAUCUCGACCAACACACUGAGAAUUUUGGCGUUGGAGAAGUUGGGUGCGGUGUUUAAUCAGGUGGCAUUCCCUCUUCAGUAUACACCACGCAAGUUUGUCAUUCACCCUGAGAGUCACAAUUUGAUCAUUAUAGAAACUGAUCACAAUGCUUACACGGAAGCCACCAAGGCUCAGCGCAAACAGCAGAUGGCAGAGGAAAUGGUGGAAGCUGCAGGAGAGGAUGAACGAGAGCUGGCAGCAGAAAUGGCGGCCGCAUUCCUGAACGAGAACUUGCCCGAAUCAAUUUUUGGAGCUCCGAAAGCAGGCAAUGGGCAGUGGGCAUCGGUGAUCAGGGUGCUGAAUCCCAUCCAGGGAAACACACUGGACCUGGUACAGCUGGAGCAGAAUGAGGCAGCGUUCAGUGUGGCCGUGUGUGUCGGUUCAGUAAACACUGGGGAGGAUUGGUAUGUCUUGGUAGGCGUGGCGAAAGAUCUUAUACUGAACCCGCGUUCAGUUGCCGGAGGAUUGGUGUACACCUACAAGCUGAUAAACAAUGGAGAGAAACUGGAAUUUGUACACAAGACCCCUGUGGAGGAAGUUCCAGCCGCUAUUGCACCCUACCAAGGACGAAUCCUGAUAGGGGUGGGCAAACUGCUGAGGAUCUAUGACCUGGGAAAGAAGAAGCUUCUGAGGAAGUGUGAAAACAAGCAUGUUCCAAACUUCAUCGUGGGGAUCCAAACCAUCGGACACAGAGUGAUUGUGUCAGAUGUCCAGGAGAGCUUCUUCUGGGUGCGGUAUAAGCGGAAUGAGAACCAACUGAUAAUAUUUGCUGAUGACACAUACCCCCGCUGGGUGACCAACUCUUCUCUGCUGGACUAUGAAACGGUUGCUGGGGCAGACAAGUUUGGAAAUAUCUGUGUGGUUCGUCUACCUACCAACACAAAUGACGAUGUUGAUGAAGAUCCUACUGGUAACAAGGCACUGUGGGACAGGGGACUUCUCAAUGGAGCGUCUCAGAAGGCCGAGGUGAUCGUUAACUAUCAUGUAGGAGAGACUGUGCUAUCACUGCAAAAGACCACCCUGAUUCCUGGAGGAUCUGAGUCCUUGGUCUAUACCACUCUAUCAGGCGGAAUUGGAAUCCUUGUCCCCUUUACGUCUCAUGAGGAUCAUGACUUCUUCCAGCAUGUAGAGAUGCACCUGCGUUCGGAGCACCCCCCGAUCUGUGGCCGCGAUCACCUCAGCUUCCGCUCAUAUUACUUCCCUGUCAAGAAUGUGAUUGAUGGCGAUCUGUGUGUGAACAGUUCAACUCUAUGGAGCCGACUAAACAGAAGAGCGUAGCGGAAGAAUUGGACAGGACGCCUCCUGAAGUCUCCAAGAAACUUGAAGAUAUUCGAACCCGUUACGCUUUUUAA
Molecule: messenger RNA, 3661 nt
Organism: Staurois parvus
Lineage: Eukaryota; Metazoa; Chordata; Amphibia; Anura; Ranidae
Source: the annotation of a GenBank genome assembly